AUGAAAACAAAUUAUUGAAAAAGUGAUUGAAUUACGAUUCAUAAAAUAUAAAUCGAUGAACAAAAAGAAAAAAAACGGCAAUCGGCUAGAUUGGACUUUACCGGUACGCAGUUGUUUACCACUAUCGACAAAGCGGGGGUUUGGGGGCGGUAGCCCCCGAUACUAAGGAAAUAUAUAGGAUAAAAAGGAUCGCGUUAGUUGUUAUGUGUUAGGUGUUAAGGGUUAGGGUUAGAGUUAGGGUACGCUGUUUGAAGUUUAGUGUUGCGUACCGGUAAAGUUCAAUCGUCCCCGGCAAUCAUGCAUUUGGUUGGAGAAAGUUGAUAUAUACCUAGCUGCUUGAUUCAUUUGCACAGAAACGCCAGUGUAUAAAUUUUUGUUGCAAAGAAAAUGGCGAGUGAAACCGGAAACACAAUCGAACGUCAUUCUACGUCGGUCUCGGAAACGACGUCGUUUCCUGGCACUAAACGUUUGUUUGUCAAAUCUACGAGACGUGUUUUCUAGAGCUCUCGAAGAAACAAAGAUAUUCACGGAAUUAUGGAGUCAAUAAACGAAACAAAGGUUAAGAAUAAUAUCUGGAGGCGUCUGUCCCGAGGGGUAGGAACAAAACAUGUGAGCGCGUUAGCGGCACGCUUUCAAAAGCUGUUUUCGGACUUAGCAGCCUGUGUCAGAUCCGCACGGUCCACGUUCCCCAACGGUGAUACAAAAUCCCCAACAAAAGGAGGGGUGUCUAACACAAAUCCUUUCUAUAGAGGUCCCAAAAUCACCGUGCCAUGGACCGGUGCCGUGUUUGAGUACCCCACAUCUCGGUUCCUCACAAAUGCCGAGCUGAAGGCUCAGGUCAACCUGCUGGAACUCAGGUUCCGAAAGCAGUCCGAGAUCCAGGCGAGGCACGGGCAUCGGACCUCCGUUCUGCAGAAGAUUACAGCCACCCGUAUUCCGUAUUUUAACGAUGAGAAAGUGGCCGAAAUGGCCGAUCUAGUUGAGAAAAUCGAACUGCGCCGGCUCAACUCGGAACGGCGAAACCAGCUCCCCAACAACCUACAAAGAGACCGAAAUCACCGUUCCUUGGACUGGGCCCCUGUUCGCAUACCCCGCAUCCCAUCCGGGUACAUCACAAACGCCGAGCUGAAGGCUUAGGUGGACCUGCUGGAACUCAGAUUCCGGAAGCAGUCCGAGAUACUGGCGAGACAUGGACAUCGGACCGCUGCCCAGCAUCAGAUUAAGGCCGCCGGUAUUCCGUAUUUCAACGACGACAAAGUUGAUGAAAUGGCCGAUCUCACCGAGAAAAUCAAACUGCGCCGGUACAUCCACGAGUCUGGCCUAGAUGGAUGAGACGUUUUGACUCGAAAGCAAUAGGCUUGCCGCGAAGCAGUAGAAGGACGCUUUUAUACUAUGAUAUAAAUUAUAUGUUUUAUAAAAUCAUCUUUAUAUU
Messenger RNA from Dreissena polymorpha, 1432 nucleotides. RefSeq lists its product as uncharacterized. The transcript is spliced from 3 exons. NCBI's taxonomy places the organism in Eukaryota, Metazoa, Mollusca, Bivalvia, Myida, Dreissenidae. The coding region runs from base 535 to 1137 and encodes 200 amino acids. The record is from RefSeq and is a predicted model, not a curated record.